Messenger RNA from Amoebophrya sp. A25, 6579 nucleotides. The record is from the annotation of a GenBank genome assembly. NCBI's taxonomy places the organism in Eukaryota, Dinophyceae, Syndiniales, Amoebophryaceae.
GAUGUACCUUGUCCUCAUCAUACUGCAAAGUUAUUGUGUAGGACAUUUUGAAACAUGUGUACGUAGAUAGUCAUCAAGUAGUCAUCACCCAAGAAAGAUGCAUCGCGUCGGAGCCGUCGCGCGCCAUGUGCGCUGUUCUUCCCCGUCAGCGCAGUCGUCAGCGCGACGGGGCAUAGCCUCGGCGAAGCAGCGUGGGUCGAUCGUUCAAUCGUUCAGCGACACUCACAAUUACUCGUUGGAAGGAGGAAAGGUAAUACCGCUACUGUCAUGAAACUCGCUGUUGUAGAUCAUACUGCUAUGUUGGAAACGAUAUCUUUUAGUGUUGACCCUGACGACCGAUCCAAUGAAUUACAAAUCGUAUCUUCAGGUCCUCAUCGCCAAUCGUGGCGAAAUCGCGAUACGGAUUGCCAGAGGAGCGAAGGAGCUUGGUCUUAAAUCAGUCGCUGUGUACGCUCCUCAGGACUCGCAAAGCCCUCACUUGCAAGCCGCCGACGAGGCAGUGGAGCUCCCCCUUGUUGAUAAAGGCGCGAGCCCGAUCGCGCCUUAUUUGGAUAUUCUUAUGAGCAGCUGGCAACAGAAGAUACUAGGAGUAGUUUUGUAGUCGUAGCGCUUCGUUGGCUUCAAACGGGAAGCGUUUCAAACGGGAAACGGGUCUGUGCGUAUCUCGCCUUCUGAAUCUCGCCAUCCGCGAAGCUGUUUUCGUAGUGCGGCCCUUUGUGUGCGUUCACGUUCAGCAUACAUUCUCCUCGGUUCGUCUCAUUUCUAACGCUCCAGCCCUGACCAACGUACUCCGACAGCACAAUUGCGAUUUCGUACAUCCGGGCUACGGUUUUCUGAGCGAAUCAGCGGAUUUUGCUGCGUCGGUCCAGGAUGCAGGAAAGACGUGGGUCGGUCCAGAUCCAGGCGUUCUGCGGUUAUUCGGCGACAAGGUAGCAGCACGAACGCUAGCGAUAGACAAUAAAAUCCCUGUAGUGCAAGGUAGUCCGAAUCUAGAAAACGCUGACGUGUGUGAAAAAUGGUGCCAAGAACAAAGCGCUUCUAGUGGGUUUCAACUUCCUGCUAUCUUAAAAGCGGCGUACGGUGGCGGAGGCAGAGGGAUGAGAAUCGUCCGCGAGUGGAAGGAGUUGAAGCCGAACUUCGACACAUGUCAAAGAGAAGCGAUGACGGCUUUCGGAAGAGGAGAAGUCUUCAUUGAAGAGUUCUGGAACCGAACGAAGCAUUUGGAGGUACAGAUAUUGGCGGACGGAGGUGGUGGCGUGGUGCAUUUGUUUGUUAUGGAGAACAUAGUCAAGGAUGGGCGUCUACCACCACCGGUGGUUUUGUCAACUACUAAAGGAUUUCCUUAGUGUAGAAGUUAACAGGAUCAUCAAUCGACGUACGGUAGUGCAGCACUAGACAGUCGAAGUUCUCUUCUAAUGCCCAACGCGACUGCACAGUUCAGCAUCGGCAUCAGAAAAUGGUGGAGAUGGCUCCAGCUAGGGACAUACAUCCAGAAUUGCGAAAAAAACUGACAGACUGCGCAAUAAGUCUAGCGCGUGCAAGCGGUUAUCGCGGAGCGGGAACAGUGGAAUUUUUGGUCAGAGGGAGUCUGGAUUAUGGAUGGAGUAAUUGCAGGCAGAUCAAAUACAAAUGACAGCUAGUGCAGAUGAUAGUUGUUUCGAGUGUCGUCUAAAAUGGUCGAGUCUUCUCUCUAACUUACUUUAUCAAGAGCUGUUAACUGAAUUUAUAAGAAAUCCUGCUACAAAUCCCUCUAAGGCCCAGACGCCAACGCCAACUUCGUGUUUAUGGAGAUGAACCCCCGUGUGCAGGUCGAACACACUGUGACGGAAGAAGCCACUGGACUGGAUAUCGUUCAGGCGCAAUUGCUGAUCGCAAGUGGCAAGUCCUUGGCUGAUCUGGACUUGGUGCCGGAGAAAAUCCAGGAGAAACGAUACGCCUUGCAGUGUCGCGUAACGAUGAUGCCUGGUGGUGGGGAGAGGAUAUCGGAAUACGCGGAGCCCGUGGGAGACGCUAUUCGUGUAGACUCUGCGGGGUUUUAUUCCGGUCUCAAACCAAAUCAAAUGUACGACCCGUUAGUCGGGAAGUUGAUUUGUUGUGGCAAGGACUUCACAGAAGCGUUGGACUUGACGAAGAAUUAAGGGUUUCCGAAUUACAUCCCUCACUACCAUCCUUGGCUCCUUUUCAAGGGGCUCAAAUAGGUCAAGGAUGUUCUGAAGAUGAAUGCAAUACCUUACCACUAUCUAAAAGAAGGCACUGGUGGAUUUUAAGAUCGUCGGAGUGAAUAGCAAUUUGCCAGCUUUGGGAAGGAUCGUCCGACAUCCAGAAUUUGUGGACAAUACCAUGUGCACAGACCUGACAGCAGAGAAUUCGGAGCUUCUACAGCUGCCAGGAUGGGAUAAAGCAGGGAAAGUGAAAAUUAUCCGUUCAUGAUAAAUCAAAUAGUCACACAUUUACUGUUGUCUCUUUAAAGGAAACACACUUUCUAUAUCAAUCCAACAACAAGCUAGACCACUAGCGGGGAGAAGUCGCCAGGGAAAUCUUAGGCAGAUCGUCGAGUGGAUUCAUUUUGUCAAUGUCGAUAGUCCAGAAGUGCCACAUCUUCGCGAAGAGUUUCGCUAGAAGUACUUGCCAAAUUUCCUUGAUUUCCCCACCUCUAAUCCCAAGCCCGUCGUCCAGAAGCCAGCAGAGAAGAAGUAUAGUGAGGUUCUGGUAGAACAGAAAGUCUUGACUCCGAUGACUGGCAGCAUUCUCGAAGUCCGGAAGCAAGUUGGCGAUACAGUAGAAGUUGGUGACGUCGUGAUCACAAUGAGCGCGAUGAAGCUUGAGACGGAGGUGACGUCGCAGCUUAAGGGGAAGUUAAGGCGUUGACACUAGAUUCAACUAUUCGGUUUCGAAUCGCAGUUUGUUCCUGACUAAGAUGACAAGAAAUUCUGGGGAGUAGAAACUACUCACUGAGUUCUCAUGGUUCCAAGCCGAUUAAGUAGGACCUCUUAACCAACGAGUAGAAACCGAAUCAUACUUACAUUUUGUUUCACAGUUCAUCGUCUAAUCAAAGUAACUCGCAUCGAGUGUAAACCGGGAGAUCAAGUGUCAACAGAGCAGCUUUUGGCUGUAGUUGAGGGCUACGAAGAAAUCGCGCAGGAAGAGGCAGACCUAAGUGGAGGUACAGCGGUUGUGGUUAUGAACGGGGGAUAUUUCGACUUUGGCAUUGGCUUAUUUCUUUCUGUAAGCUGCAUCUGCAAGACAAAAACAAGGAAUAUUAGGAAAUUGGAAGUCAUCUCUGCAAACUAGUGCCACCUCUCACUCUAACUUCUGCGGAAGCGCCGGUGGCAGCGCAGCAGCAGCUUCGGACGCGCGUAGUGCCAGUAGCGCGUGGGGCGUGAGCCCUGAAGACUAUGUGGCUUCUCUCCACGCCGCCUUCUCCCAGACAGUUGCCUCACUUAGAUCCUCAGUGAACACAUCCGAUGCGAAGGCAACUGUUCGUCGUGAAUGCAACGAAAGGCUAAAAGGAGAACUACGCCAGAAACUAGAGGAAGUUGCGCAAGGAGGGGGUGAGAAGUACGUAGCUGUCCACAGGAAGCGUGGGAAGUUGUUGCCACGAGAAAGGGUUGAGAAGAUCAUAGAUCCCGGUAGUGAGUUUCUGGAAUUGUCUGCUUUGGCUGGGCACGAGCUGUACCCGGAAGAAGGUCCGUUGCCUUCUGGGGGCAUGGUCACUGGCGUUGGACUGGUGUGCGGCCGCGAAGUCAUGUUCGUUGCGAACGAUGCUACGGUGAAGGGCGGCACCUACUUCCCAGUCACAGUCAAAAAACACCUGCGAGCACAGCAAAUCGCUCAGGAGAAUAGAUUGCCUUGUGUGUACUUGGUGGACAGCGGAGGCGCGUUCUUGCCGAAGCAAGACGAGGUCUUUCCGGACAGAGACCAUUUUGGAAGAAUAUUCUUUAAUCAGGUACUAAAUACUUCUAGGGAGGAGCGUUUGUUCUCAAAGCACUAAAGUAAAACGGCCGGUUAGAAGUUUUCACCUCUAUCCCUCGGCUUAUCCCUUCAAACAAACUAUGUAUUCUCAAUCCUGUGAACCAACCAGCACUGAGAGCAAAAUUAUCUUUGCUGCAAAAUUGUACUUUAUCGACAGUCUUCGAUCUGAUCGAGAUCAACUAUCCCACACACACCCUCCCCCACAGGCCCGCAUGUCACAACAAGGGAUUCCGCAGAUUUCAGCAGUCUUGGGAAGUUGCACGGCAGGUGGAGCGUAUGUGCCGUCGAUGUCGGAUGAGUCGGUGAUCGUAAAAGGAAACGGAACAAUUUUCCUCGCUGGACCUCCACUGGUGAAGGCGGCCUUGGGGUUAGGAGUUGUGGUUUUUGAUUUUUCGAUUUGCCCUUGUUCGCCUUCCUCGCGUUCGCAUGAAGAUCUAGUUGACCUUCUUAGUUUUCGCAUCCUGCUGCAUAUGAUGUGACAUUUAAUUUGGAUCAAGGAAGUAGGUUGAUAGGUCGAGUUGUUGUACCUCUUUCUCUAACAACCGAAGUAGUCUCAGCCGAGGACUUGGGUGGUGCUGAAGUUCACACAGCAAAGUCUGGCGUCGCGGACCACAUGGCUUCGGACGAACAAGCUGCUUUGAAGAAGAUACGGGAGAUCUUAGCGGCUUUACCUCCGGAUGAGACAGUGGAGCGUACUCCACCUGGUGUUGUAUCUGGCACUACUCGCGCAUCCCCUUUCGCAGACCCUCUAUAUCCUUUGUCGGAUCUAUUGUCGAUCGUGCCUGAAGACAACCGCAUUCCGUUCGAUGUAAGGGAAGUAUUGGCGAGAGUGCUGGAUGGGUCGAAAUUUUAAGAGGAUGGAUGUCUGUUGGACCAUUCGAACAUAAGUUCGACAACUAGUUUUUGUUUCCAUUCGACAACUAGUUUUUGUUUUCCAUAACCUAACCUAACCUUUCCCAGUAUGCUGUCCCUGUUGAUUGUGUACGCGCAUGUGAAGUUCGAGGUAGUUGCAGAGACAGGAUAUUAUUUCUUUCAUUCUAAGAUUCCCACGAAUUCAAGGAACGCUUCGGCACUUCUAUCGUCUGUGGAUUCGGAACGAUUUUUGGUCUGCCAGUCGGAAUCGUCGCGAACAACGGAAUCCUCUUCUCAGAAUCCGCUUUGAAAGCAACCCAUUUCGUCCAGCUUUGUGGGCAGCGAAGAGUACCUCUUCUGUUCUUGCAGAACAUUACCGGUUUCAUGGUCGGCCAAAAGCUGGAGAACGAAGGGAUUGCGAAGAACGGAGCCAAGAUGGUGACAGCGGUGAGCUGUGUGGACGUGCCGAAAAUUACACUACUAUUUGGAGGGUCGCAUGUUACGGUUUUUACCACAGUUUUUUCCCUUAAUAUCUUUUCCAGAAGUAGACCUGAAUAUCUACUACUUCGUGGCCUUGUCUUCUAAUCCAAGUGCAGGAAAUUACGGCAUGUGCGGACGCGCCUAUGAUCCAAGGUUCCUGUUUUCGUGGCCCAACAGUCGCAUUUCCGUGAUGGGAGGACCACAGGCUGCGGCAGUGCUGAGUCAGGUGAAAUCGGACCAAAACGUGGCAAGAAAGGAACCGGCUUUUUAUGACUUCUGUGCCCGAAUCUCGAUGAUGUAAUUCUAGCACUCUGUUAUAUAUUUGUUUAUCCUUGUUCUACGUGGUCUACUGCAGAGGGAAAUAUAGGAAACCAUAAAUUAGCCAUAAUUAUGAGGUCAAGAGUUUUUUGGAAUAGAAACUAAGAUUGCUAAAGCUUGCAGUCCCACCAAGUGUGGAGGCGAAGCAGCGGCAUCCUAUCCUAUCCUAUCCUAUCCUAUCCUAUCCACGCAGAGUCCUCGUACUUUAUCCUAUCCACGCAGAGUCCUCGUACUUCUAACUCCCAACCGACUCUGAAAAAGAGGCCUUCGAAAAGCCCAUCCUCGACAAAUUCGAGAAGGAAGGCUCUCCUUAUUACGCUUCCGCACGCUUGUGGGAUGAUGGGGUGAUAGAAAUUGAGGAAACAAGGAAGGUUCUAGGUAAGGCUCUUCGCAUCGUCACCAGACAGAUGCACGAUGCGCAAUUACCGAAAGAGAGGAAGGGAUACGGGAUUUUCCGGACAUGAUCCGAGUAUUCUUGUUCUGUGGGGAUCGAUUUUACGAUAACACCAGAAUCGUCGUCAUGAACAGUCGAAAUGAUCGCAGUAUUCACAUUUAAGAAUUUUUGAAUUUGAAACAAUCAGGAAGAUGUCAUGUGUCAUGCUAAAAUGUUCUUCAUUAGAUUUUUUUAGUCAGUACCCAUUUUGUGUAGAAAAGAAAUUGCAAUGUUUAGGGACUGAUGUUGAGAGAGUAAAAGUGUAAGCAGGAGAGGCCGGUCUAUUCUUAAUCUUCAUCCAGAACAACAAUGGAAUUGGUGGAAAGAAAUGUCAACGUGUGAAGUCAAAAUUUGAUGCUGACUGACGAUAUCUUGAUCUUCCGAAUAAGAAAUGUCUUGUAUUUGAUAAUGAAAUGAAGACAACCACGAACAGGAGUACACGUCUGCUUAUUUCGCCGACACGCAACGCUUUCUUUCUGUCCAAUGAUGAAAAUCCUAAUCAACAAAGUGAAACUAGAGGAGAG